AUGGCGCGUAAAUCUGGCACGAAGAGGCAAAAGUCUAUCACAUGCAGCUCCGGAGAAGAUGCCAUCCCAAUGGAUGGAGUGGAUGUUCCGAAUCGUUCUAAACGUGUCAGGUGGGACGUGACCUCAGAUCAAGGAGAGGAAGCAGUAUCGGGCCCCACGGACUCGGACAACUCCAGGUCUGUAUGGCGGUGUUCUGUCAAAAUUGUCGAACAGAGUGACCCGCGUGUCAUCAUUACCAGCUCAAAGUCCGACGACGCUUGCAUAUCUGUUCUACAGGAUUACGCUGAAGCUGCUGGUAGCAUCUUUCAGAUCAGACCGCAUAGGGAAUUUGUCCCAUCUAAAGGGCGCGAACGAGUCCUGUCCCUUAAGCUCUUGACUGAAUUGGAGGGAGGGGUGUGCAGCUCCCUGGAUGCAUUCCCAGAGACGUCUGAGAAUGGUUUGAUGGGCGCAUACAAUUUUAUGCAAGGACGAAAACAGACAUCUGGAGACCCUAACAUGAAGAGAUGGAACGCUACUAUCCGUCUAGCGAAUUUCGCCUCGUUGGAGUCGGCCCCACUCUGUCUCUCCUGCAUUGGCGCCCUAAUCGAUUUUCUCACCAGAGAAAGGGCUGCCGGAGAACUGGAUCACGAUGGUUCAGAAGCACUCGAAAUUCAAAGCAUUGAGGCCUUGGUAUUGGAUAAAGUCAUGCACAUCAAUGCAGACGCUCUCCAUUCUUUGCAGGUCUUCGAGAGUGAAAACCACGCCUCGAUACAUUCCGAGAAGACCAAAGAGGGACUCUCACUCUUUGGUGUUUUCAAUACCACUCGGACGGCCUUGGGUCGCUUUCUCCUACGCACGUGGCUUUUACGUCCAUCUUUAUCACUAGAAGUACUGGAGGCUCGUCACACUGCUGUAGAAUGCUUCUUGCUCCCAGAGAAUACUCCUGCGAUUGGUGCCCUGCAGACACAUCUAAAGGGGACCACCAGUGUUCCAAAAACAAUGAAAGCGCUGAAACGCGGGAAAGGAACGGCCAAUGACUGGCAAGCUCUUGUAAAGUUUACGUACCAUUCCUCGAUGUUAUGUGAUGCGUUGUCCGAGUUGCACCGGUGCGGGAACGUAGAAGUCGUGAAGAAGUUUACUGGUGCCGUGGACCUCCGUUCUCUCAAAGAGAUUGGCAAUGUCAUCAAUAAGACGAUCGACUGGGAGGAAUCCGCGGAAGUGGAGCGAAUUUGCAUUCGACCACACAUUGAUGAAGAGUUGGACAACAGGAAGCACGCGUACUAUGGAAUCGAUUCUGUCUUGUCGAAGGUUGCCCAGCAAAUUUCACAAUCUGUUCCGGCUGAAUAUGCUACCUCCCUUAACGUCGUGUACUUCCCGCAGCUCGGGUUCUUGAUUACCGUACCUAUGCUAGAAGAAUGGACAUCUGAUGCUGGGAUUGAAUUCGUUCUGAGAUUUGUUCGGCAGUUCUCAUCAGAGUCUCAUGUAUACUUCAAGUCUCAGGAGAUGCAUGACAUGGAUCAUCAUAUUGGUGAUCUACAUUCAUCAAUAGUCGAUCGAGAGAUUGAACUCGUGCAAGAGUUGUUGGAGAAGAUCGUACCCUUCCACGAUUCUAUUAUGAACAUAUGCGACGUUUGCGCGGAACUCGACUGCUUACUUGCUUUCGCCGAAGCAGCCAGGUCAUUCAAUUAUCGACGACCGCGGAUGGUAGAAGGCUCUAUCAUGGAUAUUGUACAAGGAAGGCAUCCACUGCAAGAACUAGUUGCUGAUGCUUUCGUCCCUAACGAUGCCCGCUUAGUUGGCGGUGUUGGUUUUGGACAGUCCUAUGUGCCCGAUGAUGCCUUUAGUGUAGCCGAUGGUCUUCCAUUCAACAGUGUCGUCCUCUGCACAGGAGCAAAUGCAUGCGGUAAGAGCGUAUACCUGAAGCAGGUCGCAUUGAUUCAGUACAUGGCCCAAAUUGGAAGCUUCGUUCCCGCUGAAUCUGCUACUCUGGGAAUUGUGGAUAAAAUUUUCACCCGGAUUCAGACAAAGGAAUCUGUAUCCAAAGUUCAGUCUGCUUUCAUGAUAGACCUCAGCCAGGUGUCUCUGGCCUUGAGGAACUGUACUUCGAGGUCUCUCAUCCUUCUUGAUGAGUUUGGGAAAGGCACCAUCUCCACAGGCAACGGCGAUCUCCUCAGCACAGAUGGUCUUACGAAUCCGGAUGUGGUCGUGGACGGCGAAACACAUUCUCGUGCAUCCGUACCGGGGGAAAGGAUCACAUACCUCUAUCGGGUCGCUCCAGGGUUGUCUUACGGUUCGCAUGCUACUCAGUGUGCAGCUAUGUAUGGACUCCCGUAUCGCAUUGUUGCGAGAGCAGGAUAUGUCAGCGAACUCCUGGCUACGUACGAACUUGGAAAGUUGUUGGAGGAACGGAUGAGCGAGGAAGAACUCCUUGACCUUCAGGAGGCGGAAAAAGUUGCUCGGAGGUUCCUAGAGUGGGACCUGACCAGCGAAGAAGCAGCGCACCAGACGGGUGUGAAAGCAAGACUGGCACAAAUUCUUGGCCGGGAAGUGGAUCAGAGCUGA
Pisolithus orientalis is the source of this 2541-nucleotide messenger RNA. RefSeq names its product DNA mismatch repair protein MutS. Lineage: Eukaryota; Fungi; Basidiomycota; Agaricomycetes; Boletales; Pisolithaceae. Gene Ontology annotation, cellular component: nucleus. Gene Ontology annotation, biological process: mismatch repair; chiasma assembly. The coding region runs from base 1 to 2541 and encodes 846 amino acids. The record is from RefSeq and is a predicted model, not a curated record. Gene Ontology annotation, molecular function: ATP binding; mismatched DNA binding; ATP-dependent DNA damage sensor activity. The transcript has 27 exons.